AUGACCCCGGCGCGUCACGACGACUGCACCCCGCCCGAGCCAGCGCCCCGCCUGCCCGCUGCCGCCGCCGGACCGCCUCGCCUCGCCCCGACCCUUGCGCCACCUUGCUCCGACUCCUCUCGUCGGCUUCGACGCCACCUAACCGCCGCCAACCUCGCCCCCAAGCCGCCUCCACAAGUCUCACCGGUGAGGCGGCCUCCUCUCCCGUCCUCCCUUGCUCGCUCGCCCGACAGCGCUCCCGAGCCCGCUCUUGGCCUCCCUCGCCCAGUCGCCGCACCGCUUGGUCCUGCCGGCAUCGCCCGCUCGCGCGCAUGCCUUUGGCCUCGCCCCGCGUCGCCCCUGCUCCUGCUCUACUGCCUUGGCCGCUGCCUCGCCGCCCCUGCCCUGUGCCCGCAGCAUCCCUCCCCUGCGCUGGCCACCGCAACCCUGCGCCCGGCCGGCCGCGCUCGCCUCCCCUGCCUCGCUCGCCCGCCCCUGACCCCGCCACUGGCCACCGCGGCUUGCGCCCCCCUGGCCGCCCGCGCCCGGCACUAG
Messenger RNA from Aegilops tauschii subsp. strangulata, 534 nucleotides. The record is from RefSeq and is a predicted model, not a curated record. Lineage: Eukaryota; Viridiplantae; Streptophyta; Magnoliopsida; Poales; Poaceae.